GCGCCCUCCGAGACUCCGAGUGAGACGCCCCCGAGAACACGUGGAAGGGGGGAAAAACUAAUGGAUCCCUUGCUGGGUUCUUCUUGCCCUGUCGUCUCCGCCUGCGUGCCCGGACACCCGCCCAGAAAGUCCACACCGCCACCGUCCCUCCUCCUCCAGCUCAGCUCAUCCCACCCUCCUGGCCUCCUCUCUAUAAAUUGCCGUUGUCCCGCAGUACUGGCUACUCGGAUAAUUAGCAACCAUCAGUAGCCUUGCUUGCGGAGAGGAAAGGAGAAAGGAGGAGCCGAGCACCAGCCAAGAAGCCCGUACACCUCCCACAUUGUUGGCGACCGGUUGAGACAGAGAGAGAGGCAGCUAGGCAAGAGGUACAAGGAAAUAUCCAGGGCAUCGUCGCAAUGGGUGUUCUGUUCUCAUGCCCCGCCGAUGACUACGACCCGUUGGAGGAAGCGCCGCCAGCGACCUCCUCCGGCGCCGGGGAGCCUGCGAUCCUCAAGGCUCUGGGCUCCGGCAAGCUGCUCAUCGAGGGGUCGCUGAGCUUCAAGAGGAGGCAGCAGGCUACCUCGGGCUCGGGCUCGCUGCAGGUGGAGACCAAGAUCUCCAUCAGGACUGGCGACGCCGCAGCGCCGGAGCCCGCCAGGCCGUUGCCCAUGGAGGUCGCCAGGGCGAGGUUCGCCGACCUCGCGGCGGGGGCGGAGAGCCCGAAGCACGAGGCGGCGGCGCUCAAGCUGCAGAAGGUGUACAAGAGCUUCCGCACGCGCCGGCAGCUCGCCGACUGCGCCGUGCUCGUCGAGCAGAGCUGGUGGAAAUUGCUUGAUUUCGCGUUGCUCAAGCGCAGCUCGGUGUCCUUCUUCGACAUCGAGAAGCAAGAGACCGCCAUGUCCAAGUGGUCAAGGGCAGGAACUAGGGUUGCCAAGGUCGGAAAGGGACUGCUCAAGGAUGAGAAGGCUCAGAAGCUCGCAUUGCAGCAUUGGCUCGAAGCGAUUGACCCGCGACACCGGUACGGUCAUAACCUUCAUUACUACUACGAUUGCUGGCUCCACUGUGAAAGCAAGCAGCCUUUCUUCUACUGGCUUGAUGUCGGAGGAGGCAGAGACAUCAAUCUUGAAGGCAAGUGCUCGAGAUCAAAACUUCUGAGCCAGUGCAUCAAGUACCUUGGUCCAAAAGAAAGAGAGGACUACGAAGUCGUAAUCGAGGACGGCGAGUUCUUGUACAAGAAGACCCGGCAAAUCCUUGACAUGUCUUGCGGACCGCGAGACGCAAAGUGGAUCUUUGUUCUUAGCACAUCAAAGAGCUUAUAUGUUGCUCAGAAGAAAAAGGGCACAUUUCAACAUUCUAGCUUCCUUGCCGGAGGGGCUACUUCUGCUGCUGGGCGAUUGGUUGUUGAGAAUGGAACCCUGAAGGCUAUUUGGCCUCACAGCGGGCACUACCGCCCGACGGAGGAGAAUUUUCAGGAGUUCAAGAGCUUCCUCAAGGACAACUUGGUUGAUCUAACCGAUGUUAAGAUGAGCCCAGCAGAGGAGGACGAGGAGUUCUGGGGUAGUCUCAGAAGAAUCUCUUCAGAGAAUGAUAAAUCUGAAGACAAAAGGGCUGCGCCUGAAGAAACCGGCCCUCGCCAGAUUCCUGAAGUUGUUGACACCGCCGGUACAGAGAGCGAAAAAUGCGAAGAAGAAACGGCAGCGACAAGGAAAGACUCAUCAGAAGAUACUGAGGCCUCAUGUACCAGCAGCAUCCAGUCCCCUGAAGAGGAUCAAGAAAAGGCCGAGCAGGCGCCGGUGCCACGGGAGAAGAUCCUGGAGAGGAUCAACUCCAAGAAGGAGAUGAAGUCCUAUCAGCUAGGCAAGCAGCUCUCCUUCAAGUGGACCACGGGAGCGGGCCCUCGGAUCGGGUGCGUGCGCGACUACCCGUCGGAGCUCCAGCUGCAGGCGCUGGAGCAGGUGAACCUCUCGCCGAGGUGCAGCACCGCCGCCGCCGCCUCCCGUUUCUCGUCGCCGCAGAGGCCAAGCUUCAACCGGCCGGCGGCAAGCGCAUGCGAAGCGUCCACGCCGAGGGAGGCUUUCCGGUCGCCUCUGCAGCAUGGAGCACUUGCAGUGGCAGUGGCAGCUACAGCUGACUGAUACAACUUUCAUGAUGAGCACUUGCAGCUGCAGCAGAAAAUUUCUUGGACUCUUGAAACUACUUGAUGAAUGAAGAUGUGUAUAGUAGGGGCUAGGGAAAUAAAGGAACAUACUGCUUGUGUAGAGAUGUCCGUAGGCCAGGUAGUAUACACAUACGCACUAUUCAUCAAAGGAUGCGAUACUGUUAAAAUGAUGACCACAGACGAUCUAUACAAAUUCUUUCAUUC
Phragmites australis (common reed) is the source of this 2341-nucleotide messenger RNA. RefSeq names its product IQ domain-containing protein IQM2-like. The coding region runs from base 396 to 2114 and encodes 572 amino acids. NCBI's taxonomy places the organism in Eukaryota, Viridiplantae, Streptophyta, Magnoliopsida, Poales, Poaceae. The record is from RefSeq and is a predicted model, not a curated record. The transcript has 10 exons.